AUGAAUAAGAUCUUCCCAUAACCAUCUGAUUAUUUGGCUCCGAUGACCGAGUAGGAAAAAGUUUUAUUGGAAAAAUGGAAGAGUAAUGAAUUGGGGAAUGAAAAGAAGAAUGCAAUUAAGAUUAGACUAUUUUUGUAUUUGGGAUUAAGCACAACGGCAUAUGGAUUAUUGGGAAUUUACUUAGUGAAUUCGAUAGUAAAAGACAUGGAGAAAUCGGGAAUCCAGAGAAUGGAGAAAGAGGCAUUGAAUAUUGCAGAUAGCAUAAAGAGAGCAGAUUUCAAGUAUGCCAGAAGUACUGAGAUCAGUAGUGUAGGGAGUUUGUUGUAUAAUGGGAUUGUCAUAUGGAUUGGCGUAGAUGAGAAUGUAUGUUAAAGAGUAUGCAGAGAAUUAUUAAAAUUGAGUUAUAUAAUUAUUUAACGAAUGCAACAUAGAGUUUAAUUGUAGUAGAUUAAUUAGAAUACAAAUGUUAUUCCGAUCUCGAUUAUGCAAUCCCUCAAGGGUUUGAGCAAGUAUUUCAAAAAGGAAAAAUGCACAUAAAUUUAGAGAUCUUGUACCUCAUUAUCUCCAAAACAGAACAUAACUCGAAAGAACUCAAAUCAAGUUGAUAAUCAACUCUUGAAUUUUGUGAAUAGUAAUGAGAACAGAUCAGUUCCAAAUUUGUUCGAAAAUGUCCAAAAAAAGAAUGUAAAUGCACCUCGCAAUCAAAAAGUGCCUAAGGGUAGAAGUUCAUCAAUAAUAAUGAAUAAUAUGAGUCAGGAGGAUUGGAAAUCCAAAUACAUGUAAUUGAAGGAAACCUUAAAUCAAAGGAUUGUUACCCUCGAAUAAGAAUUGGAAAGGAUUUAUGGGAUUGAAAAUAAUGCAACUAGCAUCAUUGAUUAAUUAAAUCAUUAAAUAAAUCAACAGAAUUUAUAAUUAGAAGCAUAUAGAAAUAGAGUAAGGGAAAUUGAAUUAGAUUUGGAUAGCAAGAAUCAAUAAAUAAAAAAACUAACAAUUGAUAACAAUUAAUUCUAGAUAAUAAUCAAUGAGAAAAAUAAUUAAAUAGAUCUGUGGAGAUAGGAUUUGAGAACACCGAAACAACCGUUUCUGACUACUGCAAUGAAAUAAAUUUAAUCAAUCUUUGAAUAAUUGGAGAAUUCACAAACAAAUUAUAAAAUUCAUACACCAUUAAGUCAAAAUUUAUCAAUAUCUUCUUCGUCGAUGGUUGAAAUGAUAAAUGAAAUGAAAGAGUCUUCUUGA
Molecule: messenger RNA, 1236 nt
Organism: Paramecium tetraurelia
Lineage: Eukaryota; Ciliophora; Oligohymenophorea; Peniculida; Parameciidae
Exons: 4
Source: RefSeq, a predicted model, not a curated record